Molecule: messenger RNA, 3122 nt
Organism: Dendrobium catenatum
Lineage: Eukaryota; Viridiplantae; Streptophyta; Magnoliopsida; Asparagales; Orchidaceae
Product: alpha-xylosidase 1
Exons: 3
Coding region: 163-2916 (917 amino acids)
Biological process (GO): carbohydrate metabolic process
Molecular function (GO): carbohydrate binding; hydrolase activity, hydrolyzing O-glycosyl compounds
Source: RefSeq, a predicted model, not a curated record
GCAUCACGUGCUCUACGCUGCAGCGGUCCAUUUUCAUCAUAGAUCUUGUCCGCUUUCUCUCUCUCUCUCGAACUCUCUCUCUCUCGCUCAUAAAUCAACCGGCCAGUUAACUCUGCAAAGCCCAUUACGAUUUUCAUUGGCUUGUAGUGGAGGGGAGAGAGAAUGCUCUUGCUCUUCGUUGUGCUUCUCUUUCUCUCGAAAGGUUGCCUUACUGUUUCUUCUCAGAAUAUUGGCUAUGGCUACCGCUUGGUCUCCCUUCAAGAGAAUCUUGACGGAGGAGGGCUUAUUGGACAUCUUCUACUGAAGAAGGCCACCUCCACUUAUGGCCCUGAUAUUCCUCAUUUGAGGCUUUUUGUCAAACAUGAAACUAGGAACCGAUUGAGAGUUCACAUAACUGAUGCAGAGAAUGAGAGAUGGGAAGUUCCAUACAACUUGCUUCCAAGAGAGGAACCUCCACCACUAGAGAUUCAUAAUCAGAAAACCUCAGGCUUUCCCUUCACGGCCUCAGAGUUCUCCGGCGAAGAGCUUGUUUUCAGCUACAUAUCAGAUCCAUUUGGGUUUGCAGUUAAGAGAAGAUCCAAUGGAGAGACACUCUUUAAUUCAACCACUGAGGCCGAAGAUCCUUAUGCCUCCCUUGUCUUCAAGGACCAGUACUUGGAGAUCUCCACUAGCUUGCCUAAGUAUAGUUCACUCUAUGGUUUGGGGGAGAAUACACAGCCUCGUGGGAUUCAGCUUCAGCCAAAUGAUCCUUAUACUUUAUACACAACUGAUAUUUCUGCCAUUAAUCUUAACAAGGAUCUUUACGGCUCACAUCCGGUGUAUAUGGACUUGAGGAAUAGGAAUGGAGAGACUGCUGCACAUGCAGUCUUGCUACUUAACAGCAAUGGGAUGGAUGUUUUCUAUAGGGGAAGCUCUCUAACCUAUAAGAUCAUCGGAGGAAUAUUUGAUUUUUACUUCUUAUCAGGGCCAAUGCCUCUCGAUGUCAUUGAUCAGUAUACUUCUUUGAUUGGCAGGCCAGCUCCAAUGCCUUACUGGUCUCUAGGAUUCCACCAAUGCAGGUGGGGUUACCACAAUCUCUCUGUUGUUGAAGGGGUUGUUGAAGGCUAUAACAAUGCCCAAAUACCACUUGAUGUAAUAUGGAAUGAUGAUGAUCAUAUGGAUGCUAGAAAAGAUUUCACACUUAGUGCUGUCAAUUUCCCUCGCCCCAAGCUGUUAGCAUUCCUUGACAAAAUUCACUCAAAGGGCAUGAAAUAUGUAGUCAUUGUUGAUCCAGGUAUUAAUGUCAAUUUAACCUAUGGUGUUUAUCUAAGGGGGCUGGCUCAAGAUAUUUUCAUCAAGUAUGAAGGGGAGCCCUAUCUAGCACAAGUCUGGCCCGGACCUGUUUACUUCCCUGACUUCCUGAACCCAAGCGGUGUAUCAUGGUGGGUUGAUGAGAUUGCCAGAUUUCACAAACUAGUACCUGUAGAUGGCCUCUGGAUCGACAUGAAUGAAGUUUCAAAUUUUUGCACUGGAAAAUGCAAGAUUCCAACUACACAUUCAUGUCCCUUAACCACUACUCCAUGGGUCUGUUGCUUGGAUUGCGUGAAUAUAACAAAGACAAGAUGGGAUGAUCCUCCUUACAAGAUAAAUGCAUCUGGAAUUCAAGCUCCACUUGAAUUCAAAACCAUAGCUCCAAGUGCAGUGCAUUACAAUGGAGUCAUGGAGUACAACGCUCACAGCCUUUAUGGUUUCUCUCAAUCCAUUGCAACUAACAAGGGCCUCCUGAAACUGGAGGGAAAGAGGCCGUUCGUUCUCUCCCGCUCGAGUUUCGUGGGAUCAGGAGCUUAUGCAGCUCACUGGACUGGGGACAACAAGGGCACUUGGGAGGAUCUCAGAUACUCAAUCUCAACAAUAUUGAAUUUUGGUUUUUUUGGCAUGCCAAUGGUUGGUGCUGACAUUUGUGGAUUCUACCCAGCUCCAACUGAAGAGCUCUGCAACAGAUGGAUAGAGCUCGGUGCUUUCUAUCCAUUCUCAAGAGACCAUGCUAAUUUAGCCUCACCUCGACAGGAGCUCUACCAAUGGGAGUCUGUUGCAAAGUCUGCUCGAAAUGCGUUAGGCCUACGGUACAAGUUACUUCCAUAUCUUUACACUUUGAGCUACGAAGCUCACAUCUAUGGCGCACCGCUGGCGAGGCCAGUGUUCUUCUCCUUUCCUAAUUUCACUGCAUCCUAUGGUUUGAGCACUCAGUUUCUGCUAGGGAGCAGUGUGAUGGUUUCUCCAGUUUUAAAGCAAGGGGCAACCUCAGUGGAUGCCAUUUUUCCUCCUGGAACUUGGUAUAAUCUGUUUGACACAACGAAGGCCGUGAUCUCAAAGGAUGACAAAUAUGUUACCCUCAAUGCUCCUCUCAAUGAGAUCAAUGUGCAUUUGUAUCAAAACACCAUUCUACCAAUGCAGCGUGGAGGAAUGCUCACCAAGGAGGCGAGAACAACUCCUUUCACCCUUGUUGUAGCUUUCCCCUUCAGUGCAACCCACAGUGAUGCCAAAGGCAAGGUUUAUGUUGAUGACGACGAGCGACCUGAGAUGAAGCUUGUUGAUGGGGAGGCAACGUAUGUCGAGUUCUAUGCAAGCAUUGAAGGGAAGACUGUGAAGGUCUGGUCAGAGGUGGAAAUGGAGAAGUUCAGCUUGGAUGAGAAGUUGUUGAUUGAGAAGAUUACUGUUCUUGGGCUGGAAGGUAUAGGUGAAGGAAUGGAGAUUGAGGUAGAUGGAGAAAGAGUUUCAGAUUUGUCUGGUGUUCAUUUCACUGAUGCUUCUUCAGUGGAUUUGGGGAAGCUGGAUGGAAGAACAAAUGGGAAGAGCUUGAUGAUUGACGUGACUGGGUUGGCAUUACCUCUGGGGAAGAAGUUCUCUCUGUCAUGGAAUAUGAACAUUAAGGCAUGAUGGAGAUGCUUUAGUUUGUUUGAGUAGGUUUUGUCUUAGAGUUAGUGUUUAUCUUAUCUUUUCUUUCUCUUUAGGCAUUUUAUUGGGUUGUGACAAAUGUUGACCUGCAAAUGAAACUCCUGAGAAAUUUUGCAUUUGGUCGAAUGAAUCAUCAUUACCAUUUGGUUUAUCAACUAGUUGAUUGAAUGAAUGAAAUAUUAAAUCAA